Molecule: messenger RNA, 1713 nt
Organism: Haliaeetus leucocephalus (bald eagle)
Lineage: Eukaryota; Metazoa; Chordata; Aves; Accipitriformes; Accipitridae
Gene: SCARB1
Product: scavenger receptor class B, member 1
Exons: 12
Coding region: 71-1474 (467 amino acids)
Biological process (GO): recognition of apoptotic cell; plasma lipoprotein particle clearance; cholesterol import
Cellular component (GO): cytoplasm; caveola
Molecular function (GO): lipid binding; scavenger receptor activity; low-density lipoprotein particle binding
Source: RefSeq, a predicted model, not a curated record
ACGUGCACCCUACCUGGGCGUUUCUUCAAGCUUGCACCCACCCAGGGCAGCACCUGGAAACGUGCUUCUGAUGAAAAAGAAUGUCAGGAUCGACCCCAGCAGCAUCUCCUUCAGCAUGUGGAAAGACAUUCCCGUUCCUUUCUACAUGUCGGUGUACUUCUUUGAAGUGUUGAACCCCAAGGAGGUCCUCCAGGGCGCAAAGCCGGUGCUGAACCAGCGUGGACCCUAUGUUUACAGAGAGUUCAGGUAUAAAACGAAUAUCACAUUCCAUGACAAUGACACAGUCUCCUUCCUGGAGUACCGGAAACUCUUCUUCCAGCCGGACUUGUCCAACGGCAGUGAAGAUGAGUACAUCGUUGUGCCAAACAUUUUGAUGAUGGGAGCAGCUAUAAUGAUGGAAAACCUGCCAAACUUUGUGAAGCUUUUACUGAGUGGAGCCCUGGCUGGCCUGAAACAGGAGGCAUUCAUGAACCGGACGGUGGGGGAGAUCAUGUGGGGGUAUGAAGACCCUCUUAUAGACACAAUAAAUAUGUUUGUUCCUGGCCUGAUCCCUUUCAAGGGGAAAUUUGGCUUAUUUAUUGAGCUUAAUAACUCCAAUUCAGGGCUGUUCACAGUGAACACGGGCAUGAAGAAUAUCAGUAGAGUUCACAUGGUGGAUUCAUGGAAUGGACUAAAGAAGGUGAACUACUGGCGGAGCAGCGAGUGCAACAUGAUCAAUGGGACCGCAGGGGAGAUGUGGCCACCAUUCAUGUCCCCGACGUCGCUGGAGUUCUACAGCCCUGAUGCCUGCAGAUCCAUGACACUGGUGUACGAGCGAUCUGGGAAGUUCGAGGGUGUGCCCACCUAUCGCUUCGUGGCACCGAAAACUCUCUUUGCCAAUGGCACGGACUAUCCACCCAACGAAGGCUUCUGCCCCUGCAUGCAGUCUGGCAUCCAGAACGUCAGUACCUGUAGGCUAAAUGCACCAAUAUUCAUUUCCCAUCCUCACUUCUACAAUGCUGACCCAGCCCUGGUGAACGCUGUCGAAGGUCUCCACCCCAGCAAGGACCAGCACGCGCUCUUCCUUGAUGUGCACCCGAUGACGGGCAUCCCCAUGAACUGCUCCAUCAAGCUCCAGCUGAACCUGUACAUAAAGCAGGUGUCUGGUAUAAUUCAAACAGGGAAGAUUAAGCCGGUGGUCCUGCCGCUGCUGUGGUUUGCAGAGAGCGGAUCUAUCGAAGGCUCAGUCCUAAAGCAGUUUUACACCAAUCUGGUGCUGAUCCCGUCCCUGCUGGACUACCUGCAGUAUAUCUUCCUUGGGCUGAGUGUCCUGCUCAUUAUGUCAGCAGCUGUACUCAUGGCAACAAGUCAGAGAACCGCUGCCGAGAAGAGCCCAAGCCACCCCACCACGCAGAGCAAACCGCCCUCCUCCUCCGAGACAACGCCGCUCCUACACGACGCUGACACCCUGAGCCAGGACGAUGCCGAAGCCUGAGCCGAUGCCACCAGGACAUGUCAGUGCUGGGGAUGAGACCUGCUUUGGGUUCCCAGAGGUCUCCGCAAGGUGAGGUCGUCCUGGGCAACUCAGCGGAGACCCUGCACACCACGGCAAAGCCACGGGACAGCACUGCUGCACCAGCACUCCCGCACUGGGGCACAGGAGACCUCAUCCAGACACCCGAAACACAGUGUUCAAGAACCCUUGUCCCCAGGGUGCCGGCCUUUGCCACAGCC